Pyrgilauda ruficollis (rufous-necked snowfinch) is the source of this 737-nucleotide messenger RNA. RefSeq names its product fibroblast growth factor binding protein 3 (gene FGFBP3). NCBI's taxonomy places the organism in Eukaryota, Metazoa, Chordata, Aves, Passeriformes, Passeridae. The coding region runs from base 109 to 606 and encodes 165 amino acids. Gene Ontology annotation, molecular function: growth factor binding. The transcript has 2 exons. The record is from RefSeq and is a predicted model, not a curated record. Gene Ontology annotation, biological process: cell-cell signaling.
GGGAGCGCCUGUCCCCGCACCGCCACGCACCGCACAGCGCCGGCGCGGAGGAUGCGGCGGGAGGGCGGGCCCCGCGCCGGGACGCGCCGUCGCUGAGGCUCGCCGAGGAUGAGGCUGCCCCUGGUACUGCUGGCCCUGGCCGCCCUGGGGGCCGCCGCCGGCGGCGCGGAGCGGGAGGAGGCGCGGGCGGGGCGGUUCUCCACGCCGGAGCAGCAGCGCUGCCGCUGGGAGCUGCGCUCGGCGGCGGGGGCCAGCGAGCUGCGGCUGAGCUGCCGGGCGGCGGGCGGCGGCGCGGCGCGGACCUGCGCCUACCGCGGGGAGCCGCGGCGCUGCCCGGCCUUCGGCGCCCGCAGCCGGCAGUACUGGCGGCAGAUCCUGUCCCGGCUGCGGCGGCGGCCGCACCCCUGCGCCCCCGGAGCGCCGCUCAGCGCCCGCCUCUGCGGCCCGGGCCGUGCGCCGCCCGAGGCGCAGCUGCGCCUGCUGCCCGACCCCGGCCCGGCCACGCCGGCCCCCGGCCCGCAGCCCUCCGAGGACCCGGCGCAGACCUACUGCGCCGAGCGGUGGCACUCGCUGUGCAGCUUCUUCGUCGGCUUCUGGGAGGGCUGAGCCGCUCCGGCCCCCGGGAGGGAGCGCGGCCGCCCGGCCUCCGCACCCGGACGCUCCCGGGCUCGCCUGCCCUCGGCCCCCGCCGCCUAUGCCCCCCGACUCUGUCCGCUCUCCUCUUCUACUCCCCAAUA